Messenger RNA from Boleophthalmus pectinirostris (great blue-spotted mudskipper), 1147 nucleotides. RefSeq names its product zinc finger MYND domain-containing protein 15-like. Gene Ontology annotation, biological process: negative regulation of DNA-templated transcription. Lineage: Eukaryota; Metazoa; Chordata; Actinopteri; Gobiiformes; Gobiidae. Gene Ontology annotation, molecular function: histone deacetylase binding. The record is from RefSeq and is a predicted model, not a curated record. The transcript has 10 exons. The coding region runs from base 217 to 1134 and encodes 305 amino acids.
CUCGGUGCGCCGCCGUGUACUUCUGCGAGGACGGAUGUGUCCCGAAGGAGGAGCACGAGGCCUGGUGCCAGAGACUGCGCCAGUACAUGUUGAGAGAGGCCUGGCUGGGAUACAUGCCUUUCAGCUACAACACAGAGGUGACGUCCAGAGACUUCAGUCUGGAGGAGUUCUUGUCAGAGCACAGGCUGGACAGAGGCUACUGGCUUGCACUGGAGCAUGCUGCUACGCCAGCAGCAGAGCAUAACAGCAGAGAAGGAGCAGACCAGAAAACAACAGGACUGGAUACAAAGUCAUAAGGAAGGAUACGGACCCCUAAAAGAAGAAGAAGCCAUUUUAAUGUCAACUCUCCAUUUAAAAAGCCUCAUCAGACCACUAGUAUCGUGGCAUAUGUACUUCAGAUGGAGAGAGCUCAGUUCUUCUUCCGUGGUCGCUCCUCUUCUCAGCUCUGCCCUGUCGAUCUACUACAUUAUCACUUCACUGGUGCCAAUCCAUUCUCCAGAUUUAAAUUUUUCAUCUAAGAAGUUCUUGAAGAUCCACCUCAUCGAGUCGUACAGGGAGCUGCACACCUUGGCCACACUCUGGGAACUGACUGUGCUCCUGCCACAUGUGACCUUUGACCUGGUGUUUGCGUGCGCACAUCUACCGUCAUGGUUCCACAACAUGAAGCUCUACAUGUAUAAAAAGGAUGAAGAGGGCAGCGUCACCAUAGCAACAGAGCCGCCGGAGACCAGCGACACGAGGACGGUCGGGGUCAGAGUUCACUGUGGGGAGUACGAGUCUCUGCAGGACCGCGAGCCUGACCUCAUCGUUGGAUUCAGGCCAAGUUUUGUGAGAAAAGCUUCGACAUGGCGUAGGAUUCUGCCCAAACUCAAGAGCGUGGGCGCGCCGGCGUUCUUCUGUGAGAUCAGUGAGUACAGGUGCGCCAACAGUGUGGAGGUGGUACGCACCGCCGUCGGAGGAGCCGUGUCUGAACCCAUGUACAACCCGUUCCACUGCCCUCUGCGCAUCACAGGAGGAGACAACAAACUGCCCAAGUACAGCAAUGCCUUUAUCUUCUGCCUCAUCCAUACCAAGGAGAAAGUAGAAAAAGAAGCUCUACGUGCAAUUAAGCGAAAGAAGAAUAAGAACAAAUAAAAGUUAAAAAGUG